ACCCACCAAGCGCGGUUUGCAGCCGCGAGCUUGCCAGCAUGGCUUCAGAGGACUCCACAAAGGUUGAAACCGACGCUGCGGCGGAGGCUGAUCGCGGCAAGGAAGCUGCGAAAGAGGUGAAGCCGGAGGCAAAGGAGGCCGAGGACACGGAGCCGGCGCCUGAAGAGGGCGAAGCCCAGGAGCAGCUAGAGGUCUCCCAGGACCAGCUGGACUGGUUCACCGGGCCAGGCGGUGAGGCCUUGCGUGAGAUAGAGCGCCUGUCCGGGGCUGGCAUCACCGUGGCGGAGGCUGUGGACGGCAGGUGCCCAGUGAAGAUCCGGGGCAAGACGGUGGCCGUGUCCAGGGCAAAGGUGCUCUUAGAGGACAAGCUUCGUGCGCCCGGCAGUGAGCGGCCUGUGAUUGUGAUUGCUGGCCGGUCCUUCAAAGACCGGGAGGAGCUGGUCAGCCAUAUCCGGGCGCUCCAGGCAGCGACGCCCGAUGGGAAGUUGCUCGGUCCUGAAGAUGCAUUUUUCGUGUUCCACUUGGCCACGUUCCACCCCAACUUCAUGGAGAAGAUGACGGCGCCUGUCGUGGGCUUCAAGUACGGCCCCCACGAGGCCUUUGUGGGCAGCAAGUGCUUCUUCGUCGUGCGCGCCGACGGUAGCGAAGAAGGCAUUAGCAUCAUGAAGUGUGUGGAGGUGGCGCUGCCUCGGAAGGGCACAGGGCGUGGCGUCAAGCGCGAUCGGGAAGAGGAGGACGUUAAGGACCGCGAGGAGGAGCGAGAGGCCACCAGGCCAAAGAGAGAGAUCCAGACGGGCUGUGUGCUGAUCAUCGAGGGGCUGCCGGGCUCGGCUUCCUUCGAGGAAGUCAAGGAGGCCCUGAAGGAGUUCGGGGACGUGCGCUUCGUGGAAUUUCUGCGAGACGGACCGCCUGCGUUUGAAGCGAAGGAGGUGAAGGAGGGCUCCCCAGCCGAGACCGAGAAGCCGGACACUGAGAAGCCAGACACCGAGACGCCGGCGAAGGAGGAAGCCAAGGAGGGCGCUCCAGCCGAGACCGAGAAGCCGGACACCGAGAAGCCAGACACCGAGAUGCCGGCGAAGGAGGAAACCAAGGAGCCCGACUGCGAGGCUGCCGAGGCUGCUGAGCCGGAGGAGGAGGAUGAGGUGAUGUGUGCCAGGGCUCGGUUUGCAGACGCUGCCGGCGCCGCAGCCGCAGCGCAGGGCUUCAAGGAGUUUGAUGGCAAGACCAUGGUCUGCCGCGUAAUCGACGGCGAUGAGGAGAGGAGGUUCUGGGAGAGGCUUUGGCAGAAGGCGGACGCCAAGAGCAAAGGCAAAGGCAAAGGAAAGUGGGGCAAGGACUGGGGCAAGGACUGGAACAAAGGCAAAGGGAAGAAGGGCAAAGGGAAAGGCAAGCACAAGUUCAAAUGAGUUCCGAGCGCCUGUGCAGAGGAGUCGUGCGCGGAAGC
Messenger RNA from Effrenium voratum, 1444 nucleotides. Lineage: Eukaryota; Dinophyceae; Suessiales; Symbiodiniaceae. The record is from the annotation of a GenBank genome assembly.